Molecule: messenger RNA, 1905 nt
Organism: Erythranthe guttata (spotted monkey flower)
Lineage: Eukaryota; Viridiplantae; Streptophyta; Magnoliopsida; Lamiales; Phrymaceae
Molecular function (GO): protein binding
Source: RefSeq, a predicted model, not a curated record
AUCCAACUUGAAUCAGCUAAAUUAGAUACAUGAUGACAAAAUUAUGCAUAAAUGUGUUCCAUUUUGAAUUUUAGACAGCAAAAAUAUUGAACUUGUCGGCAAUGUUUAUUGAUUCGUGUACAUCUUUCUCACCCAACAUCGAAUUUUAGCGAUUCAAGUUGGAUUGCAAAGAUAACUCAAAGAACUACGAAAUAUGUGUUCUUAGUAUUGCCCAGUAUCGAGUAAAAAAAAUGAUCAAAUCACGUUUAAAAGCAAAACGGUAUGAUUACAACCGCAACGAUAUAUCGACGUUUAUCAUCUCACCGCCCUUUAUUUUAUUGCCACAUACACAUAAUACAUAUACCUAGGAAGAAUAGAGGCACAAAGGCUAGUAGAAGUGCUUCAUGAUGAUGAUUCAUUUUUCUUACAAUAAAAUUCAAAAUUUGAAUGAUUCACAUUAGCAAUAUCAAAUAACAUUACCAACAUAAAACCACAACACUAAAUAAAAAAUAUGCAUUACCAACCAAGGCCACUUCAAAAAAUUAAUGAUCCAUUAAUCUUUCCUCUUAUAAAUUAAUUGCAUUCCAUUCUUUUUCCCCACUCCAAGAUUAAUAAUGAAUAUUAAAAAUACCAUCGGAAUCUUCACUAUGAUCAUAGUAAUUGGUGGCGGCGCCGCCACGGGAGGGAUAGUACUACCUAUCCCUCAGCCACCGGCGCUGCCACCUUUACCAAGCGACGAUGAGCUCAUCUUCGCUGACGAAAGGCUGGCGGUGGUUUUCCCGGUAAUCCAAAAAUUCAAAAACAUCAUAAUAUCCGACCCGUUUAACAUCACCGUCACGUGGGUCGGGUCGGAUAUAUGCAGCUACAGAGGCUUCUACUGCGAAAGCCCACCCGACAACAAAUCCGCAACGGCGCUCGCCUCCAUCGAUUUCAACGGCUUCCAGUUAACCGCACCGACGUUGGUCGGUUUCCUCGAUAGCCUACCGGAUUUAGCCCUCUUCCACGCCAACUCCAACAACUUCGCCGGAGCAAUUUCUCCGGCCAUCGGAAACCUCAAGUAUCUCUACGAGCUAGACCUCAGCAACAACAAAUUCACCGGCGCAUUUCCGGCCGCCGCCGUACUCGGCAUGACCGGGCUCUUCUUCCUCGACUUACGCUUCAACUUCUUCUCCGGCUCCGUUCCGCCGCAGCUGUUUUUCAACACCAAAUUCGCACUCGGCCUCGACGCGCUGUUCCUCAACAACAACAAUUUCCUGACCAGAUUCCCCGACGCCGCCGCCGGCGGCGGCGGCGGCGGCGGCCAUAUUGCGUUUCUGACGCUAGCCAACAACAAAUUCUUCGGGCCGAUCCCGCGUAGUGUUUCGAGAUCUCUAUCGAAUAUAUCGGAGAUUUUGCUGAUCAACAACAUGUUGAGCGGCUGCCUCCCUCACGAACUGGGUUUACUUACAGACGCCGUCGUGUUCGACGGCGGCGGCAACCGGCUGACGGGUUUGUUGCCGGUCUCGUUGGGGUGUUUGCGGAAGCUGGAGGUUAUGAACUUCGCCGGGAAUUUGCUGUACGGGAGUGUUCCGGAAGUUCUUUGCGGGAUCGGGAGCCUGGCGAAUUUGUCGCUGUCGGAUAAUUACUUCACGCGCGUGGGGCCAGUUUGUUUGGGGCUGAUCAAAAGUGGGGUCCUGGAUUUGAGGAAGAACUGUGUUCCUGGUUUGCCGUUGCAGAGGUCGUGGGCUGAAUGUGGCGCGUUCUUCGCGCGUCCGAGGUACUGUGUGGCCCACGCGCCGCCGGCGUCGUGGCGUGGGCAGCUUCCGUGUUCGAUUCCACACUCUGCAUUAGGUCUUUCUGAAUUAGCUCCUUCGCCCACUUGAAUUUCGAUUAAUUAUAGAGAAGUUCGAUAUUUCUAGAUAUUAAUAUCGAAUAUUAAUGAAUCCA